GCGCAGCUACUCCUGAAUGAAGAGUGUGUGUGUUUGUACCCGCUCCAGCAGCUGCGGGUGUCCCGAGCGCGGAUCAAAGCGGCUGCCCGGGCAGGCGACACGGGAGCGGGGCUGCCGCCGCGGACCGAGGCACCGGCCGCCAGAGGCGCCGCCUGGCCCGGCCCAGCCCCUCUCCCUGCCCCAGCGGGGAUCAGGUGGCGGCUGCCUCUGCCCGGCAUGUCCUAGCCCGUCCGGGCUGCCUGCCCCGGCUGAGAAAUGCGGAGGAUCCUGCUCCCGGCGGGGUUCCCCUGCUGGCUCGUGGUCCUGUUCUGGCGCCCGGAGCUCGUGGCCUCCCAGGCGGUGUGCGCGGGGACCCUGAACGGGCUGAGCGUGACGGGCGACGCCCAGCACCAGUACCAGACGCUGUACAAGAUGUACAACCACUGCGAGAUCGUCAUGGGCAACCUGGAGAUCGUGCUCAUUGACCACAACCAGAACCUGUCCUUCCUGCAGACCAUCCGGGAAGUGACGGGCUACGUCCUCAUUGCCAUGAACAUCUUCACGGACCUGCCCCUGCGCAGCCUGCGCGUCAUCCGGGGGACCCAGCUCUACGAGGAGAAAUACGCCCUCUUCGUGCUGCUCAACUACCACACCAAUGCCACGUACGCCCUGCGCCAGGUGGGCUUCAACCAGCUCACGGAGAUCCUGGCGGGCGGGGUUUACAUCGAGAAGAACGAACAGCUGUGCCACGUGGACACCAUCGAGUGGAGGGACAUCAUCCGGAACCAGCACGUCGCCCUGGUGGGGCAAGCAGUACUCUCCGGUCACCCACUCCCCCUGCUUGCAGAUAACUUCGUGGUGGACCAGAGCUCCUGCGUGCGGGCCUGUCCCAACGAUAAGAUGGAGGUGGAGAAGAAUGGCCUCAAGAUGUGUGAGCCAUGCUCUGGACUCUGCCCUAAAGCCUGCGAGGGGACGGGCGCUGGGAGCAAGUACCAGACCGUCGACUCGAGCAACAUCGACAAGUUCGUCAACUGCACCAAGAUCCUUGGCAACCUGGACUUCCUCAUCACAGGGCUGGAGGGGGACCCCUGGCACAACAUCUCCGCCCUGGACCCCGAGAAGCUGAAUGUCUUCCGGACAGUGCAGGAGAUCACAGGUGAGGAGUGGCCCCCCGCGCCGUCGGGCUGACCCGGCGCCUCCAUCCCCAGCCGCGGCUUCUCCCUGCUGAUCAUGAAGAACCUGAACGUGACCUCGCUGGGGCUGCGGUCGCUGCGGGAGUGCCGCCCCUGCCAUGAGAACUGCACACGGGGGUGCAUUGGGCCGCAGCUCCAGGACUGCCUCACAGAUCCCCUGCCCGUCAUCAGGAAAAACCCCACAGUCAUCGCCAUGAUGGUCGUGGGCUGCCUCUUCGUCUUCUGCUCCUGCUUCCUGCUCACUCUCCUCUACUGGCGCGGCAAGAAGAUCCAAAAGAAGCGGGCGAUGCGCCGAUACCUGGAGCGGGGAGAGAGCCUCGAGCCCCUGGACCCGAGCGAGAAAGCCAACAAGGUGCUGGCCCGGAUUUUCAAGGAGACGGAGCUGAGGAAGCUGAAGGUCCUGGGGUCGGGCGUGUUCGGGACAGUGCACAAGGGCGUCUGGAUCCCGGAUGGAGAUUCCAUCAAGAUCCCCGUCAGCAUCAAGGUGAUCCAGGACCGGAGCGGCCGGCAGACCUUCCACGCCGUCACUGACCACAUGUUGGCCAUCGGCAGCCUGGAGCACGCCUACAUCGUGCGGCUGCUGGGCAUCUGUCCCGGGACGCAGCUGCAGCUGGUGACGCAGCUGCUGCCGCUGGGUUCGCUGCUGGAGUACGUGCGCAAGAACAAGGACAGCAUCGGGCCGCAGCUUCUGCUCAACUGGUGCGUGCAGGUUGCCAAGGGCAUGUACUACGCCGAUCUGCUCUACCCCGACGACAAGAAAUACUUCUACAAUGAGAUCAAGACACCCAUUAAAUGGAUGGCGCUGGAAAGCAUCCACUUCGGGAAGUACACGCACCAGAGCGAUGUCUGGAGCUACGGCGUGACGCUGUGGGAGAUGAUGACGUUCGGGGCAGAGCCCUACACGGGGAUCCGGCUGGCCGAGGUGCCCGACCUGCUGGAGAAAGGCGAGCGGCUCACGCAGCCGCACAUCUGCACCAUCGACGUCUACAUGGUGAUGGUGAAAUGCUGGAUGAUUGACGAGAACGUCCGUCCCACUUUCAAGGAACUGGCCAAUGAGUUCACGCGUAUGGCCCGUGACCCACCCCGCUACCUGGUCAUCAAGAGGGAGAGUGGGCUGCUGUCCCCCCCCAACCCGCCCACCGGCCUCUUCGCCUCCAAGCAGCAGGUCGACUACGCCCGGAGCCCGAACCUGAGCCCCCCGGCCGGCUACAUCCCCAUGAACCAGACUGGCCUCAGCAGCUGCCGCCAGAGCGCUGGGCUGGGCUCCCGGCAGACCCUGAGGGCCCGGCAGGAGGCGGUGGGGCGGACGGUGUCAGAGUCGUCGGAGGGCCGGGGCACGGCCUCGGAGUGCGAGCUGCCAGAGGAGCUGUCCCUGGCGGGCAGCCUGUGCCGCAGCCUCCGCUCCCGGGGCGACAGCGCCUACCUCUCCCAGCGCGAGAGCUUCUCCCCGCACGCCGGCACCGCCGACGAAGAGGAGGACGCCAACGGCUACGUCAUGCCGAAUCGCCACAGCCGAGAGCGAGCGGCCAGCCUGGCCCGGGCAGCGCGAGCCGGGCCCCUGGAGGAGGAGUACGAAUACAUGAACAGACGCCCCUCGCAGCCCCGGCCGGUAUCCCUAGAGGAGCUGGGCUAUGAGUACAUGGACCUGGGCUCGGAACGCAGCGCCUCGUUGGGCAGCAUGCAGGGCUCCCCGCCAGCUGCAGCCGGCCAGGAGACAUCCGGGGCCGAGGAGGAUUACGAGUACAUGAACAAACAGCCCAAGCUCAGCCAGUCCCUCAGCAGCGUGCUGAGUUCACCGGGGGCCGGGCAGGACGACUACACCUGCAUGAGCACGGCUGGGCCCCAGGGCUGCCCCGAGGAGCAGGGCUAUGAGGUGAUGGAGGCCUUCCUGGGGCCAGCCCCGGGCUGCCUGGGUUCGCCCUGCCCCAAGAACGGCUUCAUGAAACCGCUGCGGAGCCUGGAAGCCUCAGACUGUGCCUUCGACAACCCUGACUACUGGCACAGCCGGCUGUUCGCCAAGGCGGACGCCCAGCGGACCUAGGGGGCAGAGGGUGGUGCCGACCCGUCUGGCCCAGGGACAGGGCCGUGGGACUCUAGAUGCCUGCUGAGGCUGUGGGGCCUGCCUGCCGUUUGCCGAACAAGCCCGUCUGGGCGGCUGGGAGCCAAUUACCUUCCCCGGCCCGUUACAGGCAGCCGGCACCCUGGGGAGAUGCAGACACUGCUCCCUUAAUGGGGCCGCCGGGUGGGGGCGUGCCCCCUGGCUCUGCGCCAUUGCAUGCUGGGAUGCAAUGCGCUGCCCCACUGCGAAGCCAAAGCAACCCUCCCUCCUCUCGUGCUGCCUCAGGAUCAGACAUGGGCAGGGGCGGCAGGGGCUGUGUUCUCCCAGCCCCCCCAUGGGGAAAGCCUCCUUUAAUGAGCUCUCAGGGGGUGUUUGGGGCCCUGGGAUCGAGCACUGAAGAAGGGGGCUGCCCCAUUCCUCACUCCUUUCCCAGCCAACAUGGGAGCAGGGGGCUGCAUACACCUGGGUUUAAAGAACCCCAGAGCUGCUCCAGGCAGGGCCCGGGGGGGUGAAGUGAGCAGAUGAGGGAGCUGCUGGUCUGGGGUUUAGUGGAUCAAGCACUUCUCCCGGAGCCAGAACUCCUGGGUUUUCAGUCACGGACUCAUUGCUCUGGGCCUCAGUUUCCCCCUGUGGGCCAUGCAGAGGCUGGGAGUCAGUCCUAGAAUGAUGGAGGCAGCCCGUACCCAUGAGCGGCUCCCAUGCCAGCCCCCACGGCUGUCAGCUGCCCCGGCCUUGUAGCUCUCCACACACACACCAGCCCCAGCCAGGGGUUUCUCAUGGCUGGUCCCGCUGCUGCCCCUCUCUUGGUGCCGCUGAGCUUGGAGGCCGCGGCAGGUCAGAAGGUGUUGGCGCAUCAGGUUCUGUGCAAGUUUCACCAGAUUUCCACUGGUGUAAGAAGCCAGUGGACUGGAAUUUGAUCUUGCAUCCUCCUGAGUCACGCUGGAUUCACACCAGUGUAAACAGGGUGGCCAGAGCCUCCCCUCCUCUCACGCCCCGGCACCGGAGCCUGAUGAGAGCUGUGGGGUGCUAGUUGCCAACGGGGCACAGGGAGAACACCCCAAGCCUGCGGUGAAGAAAUGAAGUUGAUAUUUUUGCACUGAA
Molecule: messenger RNA, 4332 nt
Organism: Pelodiscus sinensis (Chinese soft-shelled turtle)
Lineage: Eukaryota; Metazoa; Chordata; Testudines; Trionychidae
Source: RefSeq, a predicted model, not a curated record